AUGGAGUGCUUGCUCCUUCACCUCCUCCCUUGCAAACUGGACGGGUUAUUCCUACCACCUCCCUCCUCCCCACUCCCAGGCUUGCUCCGCUAUCAGAGGAGCGGAUCCAUGAGUCAGGGCAGCUGCAGUGCUCCUACCACGGACGGUCGUACUUUCAGUCACAACUGGACUUGCCCUCUUCCCUCCUCUCCUCCCUCCCCCGCCCCUUAUUCCUCCCAGGCUAGCCCCAUUAUCAGAGGGGCGGAUACACGAGGCAGCUGCAGUGCUCCUACCACGGAUGGACGUUCUCAGGAGAAGGCUCGUGCGGGCUCAUUCCUCAGGCUCCUGCAGAUGGACCAGCGGCUCCCAUGGAUGGCUUUUGAGACGUCUCAAAAGAAGCCCCAUCGGGUGCAUUUCUUAGGCUCCCAUGGAUGGGAUAUGUUACUCACCUGGAGUGAGGGAGGGGAGGUGAGCAUGAAGGCAUCAUCUGGUGAACGCCUCUCCUCGAGCAUGUGCGCGGCUGCCCCGGCCCGUCGUCGCUCGUCCCGGCCCCGCGCCGCUGUCCAGGCCCGUCGCCGCCCGUGCCCGUCCCGGCCCCAUGCCGCUGUCCCGGCCCCACGCCGCCCGUACGCCGCCCGUCCCGGCCCCGCGCAGCUGCCCCGGCCCGUCGUCGCUCGUCCCGGCCCCGCGCCGCUGUCCAGGCCCGUCGCCGCCCGUGCCGUGCCCGUCCCGGCCCCAUGCCGCUGUCCCGGCCCCACGCCGCCCGUGAACGCCUCCCCUCGAGCAUGUGCGCGGGUGUACCCCAGUCGGGUGCAUGAAGGCAUCAUCUGGUUCUGGCCGAACUGCUCGCCCUCCGCUGCUGCUGAAGCAGCUGCUGCCCCGCCUCCCCCAUCCCUCCUUGAGUUUGGUGAUCCAAGCUUUCGAUACGACACGGGCAUGGCAGACCUAGAAUAUGGCUACGAGAUGCUGAUGGAGAAUCUGCUGGACCCAGCGCAUGUGCCCUUCGCGCAUCACAAGUACCAGGCGGAUCGUAACAAGGCGGGGCCACUACCGUCCAUGGCGGUAACCAGCAUCACCGCACGGGGCAUCGAGGGCACCAGCUUUGUGGGCAGCGGCCUAGCUGCUGUGGUCCCUCCCUGCACGCUCAUUCAGAAGCUGCUCAUCGGGGGGAAAGUGAAGCUGCUGAUCGGGGAAAAUGUGCCAGAGGGGUCGGGCAAGAAGCAGCGGACGGCAAUUCUCUUCUUCCACUGCAUUCCCCCCCGCCUGCCAGGGCAGAGCCGCCUCAUCUGGUUCUUCAUAAACAACAUCAUCACCCCCUGGCCAGAGGGGUCGGGCAAGAAGCAGCGGACGGCAAUUCUCUUCUUCCACUGCAUUCCCCGCCUGCCGGGGCAGAGCCGCCUCAUCUGGUUCUUCAUGAACAACAUCAUCCCCCCCUGGGUGCCCAUGCCCCCGGAGUGGUUCGUGCACUUGACACGGAUGAAAGUGCUAGACACCGACCACCCGUUGCUGCACCUCACGGAGUGGGCGGCUGGAGGAGGGAGGGGCGGUGCAGGGGGUAAAGAGCUACUACACUCCCACGUCAGCCGACUCGUUCGUCUCGGCCUACCGCUCCGAACACCUCUCUGUACCCUCCCUUUCUUCCCCCACCAAACGCCUCUGUCUCUGCCUUCCCCCUUGCAGCAGGAGCAGCGGCUGGAGGAGGAGGGAGGGGCGGAGCGGCGGCUGGAGGAGGAGGGAGGGGCAGAGCAGGGGGUAAAGAGCUACUACACUCCAACAUCGGCGGACUCAUUUGUCUCGGCCUAUCGCUCCUGGCUGCUCAGAUUUGCGGGCGGCAAGGCCCGCUUUCCUGCCUACGUGAAUCCGGAACUGCCUCCUGCCAAGUCGAGGCGGGAGAUUCUUGACAGGCAGCGCUUCCACGUGCGGCUGUGCCCCGACUGCCAGCGAGUGCAGCGCUGGCAGCGCUUCCACGUGCGGCUGUGCCCCGACUGCCAGCGAGUGCAGCGCUGGUCUGACCGCCUCUGCACUGCCCUCUGGGCCGCGUCCCUCCUCCUCCUCGCCGCCACCGCCCUUCUUCCCAUCGCCCCGCUUGCCAUUCGGCAAGCUGCAGGCCCCAUGGGUGCUGUUUUUGCAGCGGCAGCUGCGAUGGUGUGUGCAGCUGCUGCCCACUGGCUGAAGGGAUUCAUCGAGAGGAAUUAUGUGUAUGAGGACUUUGUUCAUGCGCUUUGGUACCCUGCGAAGAAGUAA
Closterium sp. NIES-65 is the source of this 2223-nucleotide messenger RNA. The record is from the annotation of a GenBank genome assembly. NCBI's taxonomy places the organism in Eukaryota, Viridiplantae, Streptophyta, Zygnematophyceae, Desmidiales, Closteriaceae.